Messenger RNA from Odobenus rosmarus divergens (Pacific walrus), 1541 nucleotides. RefSeq names its product nucleoporin like 2 (gene NUP42). The coding region runs from base 78 to 1340 and encodes 420 amino acids. Gene Ontology annotation, cellular component: nuclear envelope. The transcript is spliced from 7 exons. The record is from RefSeq and is a predicted model, not a curated record. NCBI's taxonomy places the organism in Eukaryota, Metazoa, Chordata, Mammalia, Carnivora, Odobenidae. Gene Ontology annotation, molecular function: metal ion binding; nuclear export signal receptor activity.
GGGACCUUCGGUUGCUUUGGGCUCUCCGUCCGCUGAGGGUGCUGACUGAAGACCGUUCCGUGGGCGACGCCGUCGCAAUGACCAUUUGUCAGUUCUUCCUUCAAGGCCGGUGCCGCUUUGGAGACCGGUGCUGGAACGAACAUCCCGGCGCCAGGGGUGCGGGCGGAGGACGGCAGCAACAGCCCUCAGGUAGUAACAGACGUGGAUGGAAUACCACCAGCCAAAGAUAUUCCAGCGUUAUCCAGCCAUCCAGCUUCUCCAAAUCGACACCAUGGGGGGGCAGCAGAGAUCAAGAAAAGCCUUCUUUCAGUUCCUUCGAUUCUGGAGCUUCAACUAGCAGGAACAGAGGGUUUGGAUUGUCCCAGAAUCCAUUUGCUUCACCCAGCUCUGAUGGGCAGAAAGAUGAUAAGAAGCUUCUGGAAGGAAUUAUAAAAGAUAUGGAAAUUUGGGAAUCAUCAGGGCAGUGGAUGUUUUCUGUUUAUUCGCCAAUGAAAAAGAAACCUAAUAUUUCAGGUUUUACAGACAUUUCACCAGAGGAGUUGAGGCUUGAAUACCAUAACUUCUUAACCAGCAAUAACUUACAGAGUUAUCUAAAUUCCCUCCAACAGUUAAUAAAUCAAUGGAGAAACAGAAUAAAUGAACUGAAGAGUCUAAAUACAUCAACUAACAUAGCCUUGCUCUCAGAUGUAAAGGAUGGAGUAAAUCAAGCAGCACCUGCAUUUGGAUUUGGCAGUACACAAGCAGUAACAUUUGGAUCACCAGGUUUUCCAGUGAAUAACAGCAGCAGUGCUAAUGCUCAGAAUUUUAGUUUUAAACCAAGCUCUGGAUUUGCCUCUGCCCCUUCUGGAAGUCCUCCUGUGUUCGGGAAUACUCCAGCAUUUGGAGCUGCAUCCUCUGCCAGUUCUGCCAUCACUACUUCUGUUCCAACGUUUGGAUUUGGGAAACCUGCAGUCACAUCUGCUGCUUCAUUUUCUUUUAAAAGUCCUGCAGCUUCUGGUUUGGGAUCACCUGGAUUUUCAGGAUUUCCAGCUUCCAUGGCAGCAGGCUCUUUUGGAGCUCCAGGGGCCCCAGCCUUUGGAAGUGGCACGUCUAUGGCUGGUUUUGGUAGUCUAGGCUCACAUUCUCACACUGCUUUUUCCAAGUCAUCUAGUGACACCUUUGGAAAUAGUAGCAUAUCCACCUCUCUCCCAGUCUCAAAUGGCAGCACCACAACAGAUAAUGAAUUAUUCACACCCAGGGAUCAAUUAACAGCAGAAGAGCUAGAACAAUUUCAAUCCAAGAAAUUUACUCUGGGAAAAAUUCCUUUAAAGCCACCACCUGCGGAACUUGUAAAUAUUUGAAAGGACAAUUUUAAAUACAGAAAAGAACAGCUCUUAAAAUUGUUUUGAGUGAUUUGUCUAAAAUUGCUUUGAGUAGUUCAAAUAUAUACGUAUGUAUGUAUAUAUGUACAUAUAUACUUAAAAGGAAUAUAAGCUUUCAUUAAUAACUUUAGGGGUCUUGAAAAUCAAUGUUUUUUUCUAAGUAAAGCAUAAAAAAUACUC